Molecule: messenger RNA, 4127 nt
Organism: Hymenoscyphus albidus
Lineage: Eukaryota; Fungi; Ascomycota; Leotiomycetes; Helotiales; Helotiaceae
Source: the annotation of a GenBank genome assembly
CUAGUAUUGCACUGAAAUGACCAUUCCUGGUUUUUCUUCUUCAGCCACACAACGCGCAGUUGGAACAGGUCUCAUCGCUUGGUCGUUGACGUUAGGUUGGCGUUUUCUCAACCUUCCAUUGUAGGCUUGUACAGCCCUGCACACCUUCAAGGUUCUCCCGCGCAAGCCCCACCUCUAGCCAAGCCAAGCGCAACACCUGCAAGCUCAACCUCUCUCACGACAUCAGAACAGUUCAGUUCUCCCACCCUUCCAGCAAUACUCAGUUCUCUGCGCUCUACGCACCGCGCAAUUGUUUCCCAAUUAGUCGUAUCGCAUCACAUCGCAUUGCGUAUGGUAGUUCGCAGCUACUCGUGCAUUCCCUCUACCCACUCCCACUCCCACUCCCGCAGACAACUGCAACUAAACUGCCUUGGCCUCCUGGGAACUGUACUGUACGGUAUCUGUACAUCAUCAUCGGCACCAAUAGCAGCAGCCAGCGCACACUACCAGCCUGGCCUGCCUGGUCUUCGGCCCAAUUCCUCCGUAUAAGCACUUCCCGAGGAGGCGACUCCGCGACUCCCCUCCUGUCCCGAUCCAACCACUACAACUGAUAUACGCUACCUUGACUUGACCACCACGACGCUGUCGACGCCGACUCCUAUUUAGACUGAACCCAACCACCGACCGCGACCUGCGACCGACCAAGUUUCGUCACACUCGCAACCAGCUUCCGCUACACCAAACGACUGUGCCAAAAAUUGACAUCUCCAUCUCAUCUAUGACAUCGGACCUUGCGCAAGACGAACGACGAAGCGCGACGAGGAGAUGCUGCACAAUUCGUUGACCCCGCCUUACGAUGACUCGGCCACGGGCACAUCCUUCGAAAUGGACCAUGGCGUGAGAGUUGGACCUGAUCCCACCACCCCAAGCACUCCGAGCCCUGCCCUGCCAAAUACAAGUCCCUUGGUGGCAUCGCCCGUGAGCGCCAUCAGUGCCGGCCCGGAUGAAAUGGACGAGAGGUCGCUCAUGGAGGGUCUCGUCACAGCAGAUUCCACAGACGACGACCAAGACAUGUCGGAUGGUGGUGCGGACUUGGCCAUGGCGUUUGGCCACCCAGACACGCAGUUGGACACUGAAAUGCAACAGCUGGGUGCCGACAUCACGGGCCCUGAGACCCAAUACCCAGCAGACACCCUGAAUGACGAUGGUCCUCCCGAGUCAUACCAAAGCCCAGCUCAGUAUGACGAAGAGCCUCUCGAAACUAUUCCUGUCAAUGCCACGGGUGGAAAUAAUGUGCCAGGGACACCGGGCAAUUCCAGUCUGCCAGCAGCCAUGUCCGAGGUUUCUCAGCAGUUGCAGCAUCUUCAGGAUGGUUUAGACAUUGUGGAGGUUGAGAUGGCUGCGGAUCAGCAAGCUGGAUCUUUUGCCAAUAUCAGUACUAGUACACAACCCCUUCCCUUGUCUAGUUCUCCUUUCUUCUCGCUGGUUCUCGCUCCUCAGCUUGCUCCGUUGGCAAAUCUCUCCGAUUCAACUGCUUCAUCACCAUCUUCGGGCUCGUCACAUAAUGAAAUACAAUCUCAUCAUGAGAUACAAACCGUAGGUGGUGAAGAUGCAGUGGGAUCGGAGGCUACAACUACAGCUGGAAGCAUAAAUACUACACCAGAGCUUCCAUCCACUGUGGUGCCGCUGGAUCCCUGGCUAGAUGCUGACCAGAAUGAAGUGGAAGAUCACCUUAAUCUGAACUCCGGGGAUUUCCUUUAUCAUUGGCACAUGGAUGCUGCACGUCGACCUGAGCAAUAUAACAAACGCAGAGGACCAAAUUUGAAUUCCGUCAUCCACCACAGAAACAGUUCCCACCAAUCCAUACCACCAGUACGCCGUUGUGAUCUUCGAGGUGAAGAAUGCGAUAUUCAGCGAAUCAACUGGACCGAACUUGGUGUUUUAAGAAGAGAGGCUAAAGUGGUUCGUUCCCGAUUUUACCACAAUUAUACAAAUAUGCCGAGUAGACAUCAACCAUUUGUGAGUUUCACAAAACACCAGGAAAUCCUUCAUUUUCAAUCUAACAUAUAUAGCCGCGAGAGCAAGGCAUGAUGCCAUUCGAUUCAGAGAAUUAUUUCAAAUUUCGACGAAUGGAUUUUGAUCGCAAGGUUCGGUUGUGUCAUUUUCAGCUGAGAAAUGUCAUGGCUUGUGCUUCACGUGGCCAUGUAUUUUAUGCUGGCAAGUCAAAAGUGCUACAGUGGAAUCCUUUAAGUGUUGUUAACGCACCUCUUCGGCCAUCAACUAGGGUCAUUGACUUGUCGAAUCCGACGGUCACGCCCUUGGCUUCGCAAGGGGUUGACGGUAUGCAGGUUUCAACCUUGGCUACUGCUCAUGAUGUUCUCGUUGCUGGCGGUUUUGCUGGCGAGUAUGCUUUGGUCAAUUUAAGGGCGCACAAAGAUACCAAGCAUACUGAAGGCCUGGUGGUUACCGAAGAUUCCAACGCCAUUACAAAUCAUGUUCAGGUUCACACACUACGAGGUUCUUCUCUUCCUGUGGCAGCAUUCUCAUCUAAUGACUGCGGUUUCCGUCUCUUGGACGUUAAUACCAACAAGUUCAUUUCCGAACACAAAUACGACGAGGCGUUGAAUUGCAGUGCAAUUUCGCCGGAUCAACGUCUCCGAGUAUGCGUUGGGGACACAACUGAUGUCCUAAUUACGCAUGCUGAUACUGGGGAGAUUCUACAAAGACUCCGUGGUCAUCGUGACUAUGGUUUUGCCUGCGACUGGGCAGAUGAUGGCUGGACAGUAGCAACUGGAAAUCAAGACAUGCAGGUCAAGAUAUGGGAUGCGAGAAACUGGUCUCGUCCAGUGACUUCUAUUGUGGCUGAGAUGGCUGGAGUGAGGAAGCUAAAAUUCUCACCAAUUGGCUCUGGAAAGAAAGUGUUGGUGGCGGCAGAGCCAGCAGAUAUCAUAAGCGUGAUUGAUGCUCAAACCUUUCAGACAAAACAGACGCUCAAUUUCUUUGGAGAAACAGGUGGCGUCGAUUUCACAAACGAUGGGCAGGACCUGUUUGUGGGCAUCUGUGAUAAUAUGAGGGGAGGCAUCAUGCAAUUUGAGCGAUGCGGUUUCGCUGGUGAAGCUCAGCAUCGGUGGAGAAAUGAACGUGAUGCACAAUUAUCUCCACGACGAAUGCAUAGGCAUCCAGAAGAAGAGAUGCCAAGAAAGUCGACUGGCUGGGAUUGGAUUUCUGACGAGGAUGAUAUCGUGGUUCAUCCCAAAUCCCGCGGAACCGCUGUACACCGACAGAGAAAGGCUGCUGAGCUCGGCGUUACAAUUGGUCAUUUCUAAUAUGUAAACGACAGUGGGGGAUACAUUGUACAGAUUGAGUUCUUCCCUACACGAAGAUUGAGAUAGGGAUAUUUUUUCCCCUGUCCUUUCUCACAUAUGAGAUCAUGAUAAACCAUAGCGGCGGGUUUCUCGUUUCUUUUCGUUUCUUUUUUCUUGUUUGAUGAUACCAUGGGAGGAAUUUAUGGAUGGAAGGGAGGACAUUCAUUUUUGGAGUCAUGGGUCGAAGGCAACCGGCAUAGGCGAAGGGGUGGAACUCACAUAUGGGCUGGUUUGCUACGUCUCCAUACCCGACUUUUCUUUUCUAUUCAUGAUGAAUGUUUAUUCAAUAUUCUUUUUUUUUAUUCCCUUUCCGUUUUCUGUGUUAACCUUUCAUGAUAUUUUCAAGGGGGACUGUGUCCUUGAGGGCAUCUGGACAUUGGCGUUCAAUCUAUUUAUCUAGGGGAUCCGUGCCCAGAAGGCUGGAAUCUGGAUCUGAGUGGGUAUUACCUUUUGUUGACAUUGUUGUUACUCGAUAUCGCUCGUUUGCCUGCCUGGGAGAAAUUCUUAUCGGGAUUGUGAAAAUGCUGUUUAUAGGAAAGGCUGGGCUUGGAAUCUUGGGCGAGUGGGUUGUGUGUUGGUUGGUGGGAUGGUCUUGGAAUGUAAGGGGAUGGGGUGGAUGGAGACGCAUUGACUGCGGGAUUCGCAUCUACUGCUGUACGUACGGAUGGCUGGGUGGGAAGGAGGGGCGUAAUGGGGGAUGGGAAAAGCUUACAGUAUAUGGUUGGUGUGUGUAUAUGAGACAGAAUGCAAUACGAGAUGCUUGCCCUUUGCUCUUAGGACUGU